CUGGAAGCUAUUUAUGCAGAUCUCUAUCAGAACACGUAUGAACAUGGAAGUAAAGGCAACAUGAGGGAACGAGUUUAGAAGGGCUUAAAAAAAAAAAAAGAAGAAGAAGAAAGAUUAACACACAGGAAGUAGGAAGUGUGAUCUGCGAUAUCUUCGGUUUGUGUGAUUGUGUUGUUUGAGUGUGUUACAAUUUGUGUGUGUGUAUGUGCUCCGGUGGGCUGUAUGUGUAAAACCAGACUCUGACCUCUGGUAUGAGUUGAGGACAAUGUCUCUGAAACUACCUCGCAACUGGGACUUCAGCACCUUCAAGACUGAGACAGCUCGCAUAGCGCGAUCCAGGAGUGUGAUACCUGGAGAGGCAGGCCCCGGCCCGGGCUCACCAGGCUCCCCGAGGUCAAUGGAGAGGCCGCUGAAGGCCGGCUGGCUCAAGAAACAACAGAGGUCUUUAGUCAAGAACUGGCAGCAGCGUUACUUUGUGCUGAGAGGGAGCACACUGACCUACCACAAAGAUGACAAGGAGACCACUGUCCAGGGAGUCAUCCAGCUGCGGUUCAGUAAAGUUAAUGAACUCCCUCAAAACUCAGAUGACCCCGGGAAGUACCUCUUUGAGAUCAUACCACGUACAACUAGAGACAGAGAGCGAUGUCCCUAUGUGUUCAUGGCAAACUCCCAGAGUGACAUGGAGGAGUGGGUCCGCACUCUGCGCAGGGUCAUUGGAGUACCAACAAGUGGAGUGUUUGGAAAGGGUCUCAUGGACACAGUAACAUAUGAGCAACGGUUUGGGCAUCACAUGGUGCCAAUCCUGGUGCAGAAGUGUGUGGAGUUCAUCAAAGAGCACGGCCUGGAUGAAGAGGGCAUCUUCCGUCUCCCGGGUCAGGACAACGCCGUCAGACAGUUCAGAGACGCUUUCGAUGCAGGGGAGAGGCCCUCCUUCCCCAGUGACACUGAUGUCCACACGGUGGCGUCACUGCUCAAGCUGUACCUCCGGGAGCUUCCUGAGCCUGUGGUGCCCUGGACUCAGUACCAAGACUUCCUGGAUUGCACCAACCUGAUGGACUCCAGCAGCAAAGAGGGUUGGGAAAAGUUGGAGAAACAAAUCGCUCUUCUCCCCAGAAUCAACUACAACCUUCUCAGUUAUGUUUGCCGGUUUUUGUUUGAGGUGCAGCUGCAUGCCAAGGUGAAUAAGAUGAAUGUGGAGAACCUUGCUACAGUGAUGGGGAUCAACCUGCUCAAACCUCAGAUAGAAGACCCCAUUACUGUGAUGAAGGCGACGCCUCAGAUCCAGAAGCUGAUGACAGUGAUGAUCAGACAGCAUGAGUCUCUGUUUCCUCUCUCUAAAGACGUGCUUCCAUCCCCUCCCUCAAAAAAGGCUGAGAGCCAGAAGAACACUCCCAGAAGCUUUGUGGGCUGGGAGUCUGCAGAGAUGGCUGAUGCGUCGCUGUCUGAGUCUCCAGAAGAAGAGGAGGACAUCGACAGUCCAGGUCCAGGCAGAGGAAACGCAGCCCCCCGCAUGCAUCAUCCUCGCUCCCCUUCCACAGACGACUGGACGGGAAGCCCCCGCAAACGCACUCAGACCCUUCCCACCUUCAACUGCCCCCUCACCGGGAUGGCGGCCAAGGCCGACGCCCUCAACCGGUGGAGUCACAUCCAAGAGAGCGUGGAGGAGAAGAGCGGGACAUUGUCAGAGGACAUUUUUAAGAUCCUGGAUCUCCGGAGUUCAUUGUUCGGGGGUUCUCAGAUGAGCAACAAGGAGGGAGAGGAUAAGUUAUUAACAGACCGAAGAGGAAGUGACAACACAGGUUCUUCUACUGCCAGCCCCCAAAAACCUGAAAGCGAGGCCCGGCCUGCCCAGGUGCUGCUUCAUCAAAAGAGUGUGGGGAACCUGACAGGGUCAGGCCGGCAGGUCAACAGCCAGUCAGAGCAGAAGAAAGACAGCAAGCAGAUUGUAGACAGUCUGCAGCAGGAGAACAAGGAGCUGAAGGCCACAGUGGCAGAGCUCCAGUCUGCCCUGGAGGAAGAUCGCCGCCAGGUGGCCGCUCUGGAGGUCUGCCUGAGAAACGCAGAGCGCAGCCGAGACGAGGCCCAGACACGCAACCAGGAGCUGCAAAGGGAAAUUCAGCAAUUCCUCACCAAAACGACAUAAGCUCCUGCCUGAAGUCAUUUUCAGACUCACUAGUAUUUGGAUUUAUGACUCCUAAACAGAGCUAAUUUCACAUGAACUGGUUGUGGAAAACACUUUUGUCCUUCAGUGGGAUGACAUUAGUUUGUUUCCAUUUGAGCUGUUUGGUCCUCAAUAUAAAUUAUUGCCUCAUUUUAUUUGUGCCUGUGAGGAAGGUCUGUUAAGAAGAGAUCUAAAUAGCUUUUAAAAUCACUUUUCAUAUUAAAACCAUUAAUAUCACACAUUUGUUCCUCCCUACAAUGAACUGCCUUGAUCUGGUGUGUCCAUGGAGAAACAUCAGCUUUAGACUGAAUCCUUUGAUCCAAGGUCAACUGGACUGAAUAAAUCUUAAUGGUGGACAUUAGAAAUACUAUGUGUCAUAUGUGGGUUGACUAGUCCAUUAUUUGAUGUUUCAUUUCAGUGAUAAAUUAAUAAAACAGCACACAUUAAAGGGAUUUUUGUUGAUGUAUAAAAAUGUUUUAAACCCCAUAUUACCCCAACAUUUUACAACAUAAUUUGCUCGGUAGCACGAAACACAAAGUGCAGAUGGGAACAUCAGCAGUUUUGCAGGCAUUUGGUCGUACAUUUAAUUAUUGGAUAUUAAUAAAUCAAACUUUAUUUACAUACACCUUUCAAACAAAUCAAAUGCACUUCAAAGAGCUUUACAAGCCAUUGACAAAACUUGAUAUGUUUAAAGUACUAAAAUAUGAACACAACAAAAAAUAAUUAAUAAUGAUAAUAAGAUAUAUAUUGAUAAUAAAAUUAGCACAAAUAAUAAAUCAUCAAAGACAAUAAAACACAGCAUGAGAGCCAGACUAAAAAGAUGGGUUUAUGUUGACGUUUUAAAAGAUCCUCAGAUCCUCUGGAAGGCCGUUCCAGCUGCUCUGAGCAUAAUGGCUGAAAGCAGCGUUGCCAGAUGUUUGUUGAAAGAGAAAAAUGGGGACAUUAUUAAAAUUGACCAUAAAUAUCAAACUGUUGUGGCAGUCCAUGUCAUAGUUAUUGAUGUAUUUAAGUCUGGUC
Anoplopoma fimbria (sablefish) is the source of this 3178-nucleotide messenger RNA. It is a transcript of the gene arhgap25, whose product is annotated as Rho GTPase activating protein 25. Gene Ontology annotation, biological process: phagocytosis, engulfment; negative regulation of small GTPase mediated signal transduction; signal transduction. The record is from RefSeq and is a predicted model, not a curated record. Gene Ontology annotation, cellular component: phagocytic cup. Lineage: Eukaryota; Metazoa; Chordata; Actinopteri; Perciformes; Anoplopomatidae. Gene Ontology annotation, molecular function: GTPase activator activity.